Molecule: messenger RNA, 3592 nt
Organism: Zalophus californianus (California sea lion)
Lineage: Eukaryota; Metazoa; Chordata; Mammalia; Carnivora; Otariidae
Gene: CTDP1
Product: CTD phosphatase subunit 1
Exons: 13
Coding region: 340-3144 (934 amino acids)
Cellular component (GO): nucleus
Molecular function (GO): RNA polymerase II CTD heptapeptide repeat phosphatase activity
Source: RefSeq, a predicted model, not a curated record
CGUGGCCACGCUGUUCCCGUCCGGCCGGCUCCCAGGACGCUCCGGGCACCCGCGUCCGACGCAGCGCCUCUUGGGCCUCGCGUGGGCGUGUGUUUACACGCGGGCCCCGCCACGCACGCACGCGGCGUCACGCGGCGUCACGCGACGUCAGACGCUGUCCCGGAAGUUGGCGCGGGCCGGGCGGCGGGUGGAAGCCGGUGCCGGAGCGCGAAUUGCAGCGCCGUCGCCUUCGCGGCCUGGGCCGGGGUCGCCGUCCCGUCCACCCACCCGCGAUGGGCAGCGGGCCCUGAGCGCCCCGCCCGCUCGCCUGCCUUCCCACAGCGACCCCGCCCGGCCGCGAUGGAGGCGCCGCCCGCGGGCCGCGUUCCCGCCGAGGGCACCCCGCCGGCGGCUGUGGCCGAGGUGCGCUGCCCGGGCCCUGGGCCGCUGCGCCUGCUCGAGUGGAGGGUGGCGACGGGCGCGGCCGUGCGUAUCGGCUCCGUGCUAGCCGUGUGUGAGGCCACCGCCUCCACGCAGCCCGCCGGACCCUCCCCUGCCCGCGCUGGCUCCGGGGGCUGCGUGCGCGCCGAGGGCAGGCUGAGGUCGGAGCGCGCCGGCGUGGUGCGGGAGCUGUGCGCGCAGCCAGGCCAGGUGGUGGCCCCCGGGGCGGUUCUGGUGCGUUUGGAAGGAUGUAGCCACCCAGUUGUCAUGAAAGGCUUGUGUGCGGAGUGUGGCCAAGACCUCACCCAGCUGCAGAGUAAGAACGGGCAGCAGCAGGUGCCUCUGUCCACGGCCACGGUGUCGAUGGUGCACAGUGUCCCAGAGCUGAUGGUGAGCUCUGAGCAAGCUGAGAAGCUGGGACGGGAAGACCAGCAGCGGCUGCAUCGAAACAGAAAACUGGUGCUCAUGGUCGACUUGGACCAGACGCUUAUCCACACGACAGAACAACACUGCCAGCAGAUGUCCAACAAAGGCAUCUUUCACUUCCAGCUGGGCCGGGGCGAGCCAAUGCUGCACACCCGUGUGCGUCCCCACUGCAGGGAGUUCCUGGAGAAGAUUGCCAGGCUGUACGAGCUGCACGUCUUCACGUUCGGGAGCCGGCUGUAUGCCCACACCAUCGCAGGUUUUUUAGACCCUGAGAAGAAGCUUUUUUCUCAUCGAAUAUUAUCGAGGGACGAAUGUAUUGACCCAUUUUCUAAAACAGGGAACCUCAGAAAUCUCUUUCCCUGUGGAGACUCAAUGGUUUGCAUUAUUGAUGACCGAGAAGAUGUCUGGAAGUUUGCCCCCAAUCUGAUCACCGUGAAGAAAUACGUCUACUUCCAGGGCAUAGGGGACAUCAACGCCCCGUCUGGAUCUCGGGAGUCACAGGCGAGAAGGAAAGUAAAUCAGUCUCCGAAAGGGGCCGACAUCCCAGAACAAGCUCCGUCCGUCAGGGAGACCGAGGAAGGACGGCAGGUUUCUGGGGUCGAGCAAAGUAAUGGCCUCGGGAAGCCCACGAGGGAGCUCAACGGGGGUGCUUCUCCACGGGGGGACUGGCCCCUGCCUGGGCAGGAGGAGGAGAGAGGCAGCCGGCUCACUGCCCGUGGACCCUCGGCUGAUGGCAAGGGCCCCCCAGCAUGUGCUCAGCAGCAUGAUCGGACAUUGCCGGAAAAGCGGUCAGCUCAGGGCCUGGCAGGCAGUGACCUGGACUUUGACCUUUCCAGCGACAGCGAGUCAGACGCCCAGUCGUCCUCCGAUGGUGAAAGUGGGGAGAGGAGGAGCCUGGAACGGCCUCAGGGAGCACGAGACGCAGGGAAGGUGGCACAGCGGGGCGGCCCCCCGGGCCCAGGAGGGGAGAGGCCCACAGGAGCGAGUCCAUGUGGAGAGCCUGCCCCAGGCUUGCAUGCCGAAGCGCAGGAGGAGGGUGAGCGGGACGGCCUCUGCGGGCUGGGCGGUGGCUCUGCGGACAGGAAGGAGGCCGAGACCGAGUCCCAGAACAGCGAGCAGUCGGGCAUCACGGCCGGCGAGUCCCUGGACCAGAGUGUGGAGGAGGAGGAGGAGGAGGGGGAGGACGGGGAUCAGGACGACCACCUGGUCCACCUGGAGGGGAUCCUUGCCCGAGUGCACUCCGACUACUAUGCCAGGUACGACCGGUACCUGUGCGGGGACAGCCAGGAAGCCCCCGACAUACGGAAGAUCGUCCCGGAGCUCAAGAGCAGGGUGCUGGCGGAUGUUGCCAUAAUAUUUAGUGGGCUGCACCCGACAAACUUCCCCAUCGAGAAGACGCGGGAGCACUACCAUGCCACAGCCCUUGGAGCCAAGAUCCUCACGCAGCUGGUGCUGGACCCGGACAACCCCGACAGGGCCACGCACCUGAUCGCAGCAAGGGCAGGCACAGAGAAGGUGCGCCAGGCCCAGGAGUGCGGGCAGCUGCAUGUGGUCAACCCCGACUGGCUGUGGAGCUGCCUGGAGCGCUGGGACCGGGUAGAGGAGCAGCUCUUCCCGCUCAGGGAUGACUACGGCAGAGCGCAGAGGGAGGAUGGCCCAGCAGCCUUUCCUGACAGGCAGGGUGCGCUUCCAACUGCCUUGUUCCACCCAACGCCCGUCCACCCCAGGGCCCAGCCUGGGCCAGAAGUUCGCAUCUAUGACGCCAACACGGGCAAGCUCAUCCGGAAAGGUGCCGUGGGCCCCGGGCCCCCUGGCUCCCUGGCGGUCCACACGGAGCACUCCUCCUUCAGAGUGGUUCAGCCGCCGCGGCAGAUGCUUGCUCAAGAGCUGCCAGAUAACCGACCCGGAGAGCAGCCCGGCCCCAGUGGACGGAAGCGACAGCCCAGCAUGUCAGAGACAAUGCCACUGUACACGCUCUGUAAGGAGGACUUAGAGAGUAUGGACAAAGAGGUGGAUGACAUCCUAGGAGAGGGCAGUGACGACAGCGACAGCGAGAAGAAGAGGCCCCCACCCCGGGAGCCCCAGGCCACGCCGGAGGCCACACUGGAGGCCACACCAUGCAGCGGGAGGACCACCGCAGGCAGCCGGGGGCCCAGGGGCCACAAGCGGAAGCUACCCGAGGAGGACGCCGGCAGCGCGUCCAGUGGGGAGUCGAGCGGGGAGGACGAGGAGGGCAGCAGCUCGGAGGCGGACGAGAUGGCUGCAGCGCUCGAGGCAGAGCUCAGCGACCUCAUGUGACCUGCAGGGUGCAGGGCCGACACCCGCUUGGCGCUCCAUCCCCGGAGGGCUCCAGGCCCCACGGGCCCUUGGAUGGUUCCUUUUUUCCAGAGAGAUGUGUAUAUUUGCAGAGCUCCACAUACAGAAACACAUAAUUUUGCAGAAAUAGGUGUUUUUAGAGGUUUUACUACGGAAAGUCUACUUUUCUAAGGGACAGUGUCCCGGGAGGCGGUGUGCCAAAGAUGUUGCCACGCCCCGCGCAGCCUGGUUCGGAGUGGGCAUGUAGGACGCAGGGCAGCAGCCGGGGCACCCCGAUGGGGGUGGGGCAGUGGGCGGGCGCGCAGGGCCCUCCUCCGGGACACAGAUGUAAAGUUUUUGUAUAUCUAUUUCACAUUUGACCCACCGAGCAGAUUUCUCUUUCAUUUAAUAAAACUCCUUUUUGUAAGCUCGUUCCCUGGUGUGCUGGCAG